This is a messenger RNA of Dendrobium catenatum, 4759 nucleotides long. Its product is annotated as protein transport protein SEC16A homolog. Bases 351 to 4544 code for a protein of 1397 amino acids. Gene Ontology annotation, biological process: autophagy; COPII vesicle coat assembly; Golgi organization. Lineage: Eukaryota; Viridiplantae; Streptophyta; Magnoliopsida; Asparagales; Orchidaceae. The transcript is spliced from 14 exons. Gene Ontology annotation, cellular component: endoplasmic reticulum exit site; ER to Golgi transport vesicle membrane. The record is from RefSeq and is a predicted model, not a curated record.
AAUAAAAGCCAGAGGCAACGGAAAGAAGGGAUGGGGGUGUGAAAAGUUGGAGGCUUGGCGGGUCGGCGAUUGUCGGCGGCUUCGAGAUCGAGGGUUUAGCUGCUUCUUAAUUUGGAUUUUCUUGAUGGAUCUGAGCUUUAUUUCUUCUGAUCUUUGAUCGUAACUGUUUCGCUGAUUAGAGCAAUAUCGCGAAGCCCUAGAUUUAUUUUGGGUGGAUGGAGUUGGAGAUCUGCUGAGAGAUUGGAUUUUGAAAACUAGGAAGGUUUUGCGGGUUGUGCAAAGGUGAUCAGCUCUUUUUGGUGGAGUUUUUGGACGAAUUCUGAGCUUAGGUGUUACCCUUUUUCGAUUUCAUGGCGUCUCCUCCUAUGCUCCCGGUGGAGGAUCAGACGGACGAGGAUUUCUUCGAUAGGCUGGUGGAGGAUGAGUUCGGUGACACGGGGUUACGCGAAGGAUCUAUUGAAGUGGACCGGUCAUUCUUGGAGACGGGCGUAGCAGAUGAGAGAAUGAAAUUGGAGGAUUCAGAUGAUACUAGGGUUUCUUCUGUUGAAGAGGAUGAGCUUGAGAACAGAACCAAUCAAGCUUCUCAGAAUCCAAAGGAGGGAGUGGAGUGGAUGGCUUCUGUGGAAUCUUCGAAUCUAUUGUUACGUGCUUGUGAAGCUGAAACCGUGGUUUCUGAGGAGAGGGUUACAGAUGUGGGAUCUUCACUUUUGUCAUCUGAAGUUGGGUCAGGUAGUCCCGCGGAGUUGAAGUCAGAGAUCAGGUCAUCGGAUUCAUCUGUGGAGCAAAGUGGCGGAUCUAAGAGUGCCGGGGUAAAGGAGGUGCAGUGGAGUGCGUUCUGUGCUGAUUCACAACAAUUUAGCUUUAGCGAUGUUGAGCCCUUUUCAGAUUUCUUACUAGAAAAUUCAGACGUUUCCACCAACCAGGAAAACAGGAAUGGUGACCUCAAGUCUAAUUUUUUUGACAACGCAGUUGCUGGUCAUGGCGAGGAUCUAGUUUCUUCUGAGCAGCAAGAUUCCUAUAUUUAUGGCACAGACAAUGGAUAUUCCACCGAUGCCAAUGAUCCUAAAUACUGGGAAAACCUUUACCCAGGUUGGAAGUUUGAUGCUAGCACUGGACAGUGGUACCAAGUAGAUGGUAAUGAUGCAGUUGCCGCCCAAUCAGAUAAUUACGAUGCAACUGAUGUAAAUGUGCAAGAAAGUUUUAGAAAUGAUCACUUGGGAGAUGGCAGUGGGUUUAUUUCGGGCAAAGCUGCACAGGUAUCUUAUUCCCAACAAAACUCGAGUUUAAUGGUUGGUGGAGUAGCUGAGGAUUGCAAAACAGGCAUUGCAUCCAGUUGCAAUCAGCAUUCUCAAAGUAGCAAUGGCUACCCUCCAAACAUGGUAUUUGAUCCGCAAUAUCCUGGCUGGUAUUUUGAUACAAAUACUCAGCAAUGGUAUACACUUGAUGAAUAUGCUCAAAGCAUUCAGCAGACAUCCCAUUCAGUUCAAGGACAGGUCAUUGGGGAUAUGAACACUUGUAAUGGCUUCAUUGGAGAAGCCAGUUCAAGCUUUUAUGGCGACGUCGGUCCACUGGAACAGAAUGGCAUUCAAGGUCAAGGGAACCAAAACUUGGCACAUUCUUGGGAUGUUUUGACGAAUAAAUUUGCUCAACAAAAUAUUCAUCAGUUUGAUGCCAAUGAUAACAGCAACAUGAGCUUUUCAGGAAACCAGCAGAUGAUGAAUUUUUAUGAUCCUAAGUUACAGGAAAUGAACAACCCGUCUCAGAAAGUAAGUUUCAACUCAUGGAGUACUUUUCCAAGUGUUUACAGCAAUAGUAAGGCCUCAGCUGGAUUUCAGAACUUUGUUCCUGCUGAAAGCAUGCAACUUAAUCAGCCUAAAGCAGAGCAAAGCCUGCAGUCGCAUUUGUCUCAAAGCUUUUAUGCUGAGGAGAACUCACUUAAUUAUCAUGGACAACAGUUUUAUAGCACAUCUUAUCCUAAUACCUCUUAUGCUGGCAAUGAAGGGAGAUCCUCUGCUGGCCGUCCUCCGCAUGCCUUGGUUACUUUCGGUUUUGGUGGGAAACUUGUAGUCAUGAAAGAUCCCAACACUUCUGGCAUGAACACGGGCUUUGAUAACAAAGAAGCUUCAGAGGGUGCUGUCUCAAUUCUCAACUUGAUGGAAGUUGUGAAGGAUCAAGCUGAGAUUGCAGGUGAUUAUUUCCAUUCUUUAGCUCAUCAUUCCUUUCCAGGGCCACUUGUUGGUGGGAAUGCUUCUACAAAGGAUGUAUACAAAUGGAUAGAUGAGAGCAUAACACAUUGCGAGUCUCCUACCAUGGACCCUAAGAAGGGGAAAAUGUUGAAAUUGCUUCUUUCAUUACUAAAAAUUUCUUGUCAACAUUAUGGAAAACUUCGAUCUCCAUUUGGGUCUGGCUUAUCACUUGAGGAAGAUGAUGGCCCAGAAUCAUCUGUAACUAAGCUUUUUGCAUCUGCUCGAGCAGAUCUUCCUCAUCUUACUCAUUUUAUGCAGAGCAGUCCAUCUGCGGCAAAUAUUCAGGCCACUUCUAUUGAGAUGCAAAAUUUACUUGUUUCUGGUAAAAGAAAAGAGGCCCUGCAGUGCGCACAAGUAGGUCAGUUGUGGGGUCCUGCUCUUGUUCUUGCUGCGCAGCUUGGUGAGAAGUUUUAUGUUGAUACUGUGAAACAAAUGGCACAUCGCCUUUUGAUUUGUGGAUCACCUCUCAGAACAUUGUGUCUUCUUAUUGCGGGACAACCUGCUGAUGUGUUUGCUACAGAGAGCUCAGCCAUUGGUAGCUUUCCUAGCACUGCAAAUGCAGAUGAACAGCCCUCCAAGGUUCAAUCCAACUACAUGCUUGAUGAUUGGGAGGAGAACUUGGCCAUCAUUACCGCAAAUAGAACAAAGGAUGAUGAGUUGGUUGUAAUCCAUCUCGGUGAUUGUCUAUGGAAAGAGAGAGGAGAGGUCACUGCUGCUCACACUUGUUACUUAGCUGCUGAAGCAAAUUUUGAAUCAUAUUCCGAUAGUGCAAGACUCUGUCUAAUUGGUGCAGAUCAUUGGAAAUAUCCUAGAACUUAUGCUGGUCCAGAUGCUAUUCAGAGAACAGAAUUAUAUGAAUAUGCAAAAGUUCUUGGAAAUUCCCAGUUUGUCCUCCACCCUUUUCAACCAUAUAAGCUUAUAUAUGCCAAUAUGCUUGCUGAGAUUGGGAAAACAUCUGAUUCACUGAGGUACUGUCAAGCAUCUAUGAAAUUGUUACGAAAUUCUACUCGUACUCCUGAAGUAGAAAUAUGGAAGUCAUUGUUAUCUUCACUUGAAGAGAGAUUAUCCGCCCAUCAGCAGGGUGGAUAUGGUGAAAACUUGGCCCCUUCUAAAAUUGUUGGUAAAUUAUUUACUUCCAUCGAUAGGUCAAUACAUCGUAUGAUGGGCGCCCCGUCAUCAUUGCCGCCAAUGCCACAGAACAAUGCCAAUGGUAAAGGAAGCCACCUGGUUUCCACAAAGGUAGUAAACAGUCAGUCUACAAUGGCCAUGUCAACCUUGAUUCCAUCAGCAUCAGUAGAUGGCAUGAGUGAAUGGACAACUGAUUCUGGCCGGAAAAGUUUGCACAGCAGAAGCAUUUCAGAGCCAGAUUUUGGUAGAACCCCGAAGCAGGAUGCAAAAAACCGUUCCAGUUCAGGAGAUGCUCAAAACAAAACAUCACCAUCUCGUUUUGGUCGCAUAGGCUCACAGUUCUUUCAAAAGACCGUGAGUUGGGUAUCAAGAUCACGUUCAGAUCGACAGGCAAAAUUAGGAGAAAGUAACAAGUUUUACUACGACGAGAAACUCAAAAGAUGGGUAGAAGAAGGCGCAGAACCUCCUGAAGAAGUCUCCUUACCACCACCUCCAAAAAUCACCUCAUUCCAGAAUGGCACCACAGAGUACAACAUCAACAAUGCCUUGAAGAAUCAAAACCUCACUGCUAAUAGAGGCUCAGAAACAAAAUCUCCGACUCCUUCGGAGAGCUCUGGAAUCCCACCCAUGUCACCCAGUCCCAGCCAAUUCUCAGCACGCAGAAUGGGCGGUGUUCGAUCAAGGUAUGUUGAUACCUUCAACAAAGGCAGCGAUUCACUAUCCAACUCGUUCCAAUCCCCUUCAGCUCCAGCUGCUAAACCUGCUGCUGCAGCCAAAUUUUUUGUCCCAGCGGCGCCCUCUAAUGAAGAUGUGGUUAAUUCCUCCGGAGCCGGUAUUCCUGAAACUGGAACCGACGGAGAUCUUAGUACAUCAUUAGGCACUGAAAUAUCAUUUAAUUCGCCGUCGCCGCCACCGCCACCAUCAUCAACCAUCGAAAGACUUCCUACUAUGACUAAUAUAGACCCAUAUAAGAACAAGGAGACAACAACAGCAUUACAGAACGGGAAUGGCUUCCUUUCUCACUCUCCGAUGAUAACAAGCAAUGCUAAAUUCAAUGAAAUAACGCCAUUUUUCCCAUCAAAUCCUGCAACAGUACAUCCAAGCAGUUUGUUACAGCAAUUCAAUGUUGGCUCUCCAGGUGAAGAUCUUGAUGAGGUUGAACUGUCAUAAUAUGAAUUCCCAUAUGUCUUUUUGUGCCCUCUUUUAAAGGUAUAGGAAGUGAGAGAGGUUUUACAAGAGUGAGAAAAUGUAAUGAAAUGUCAUAUGGUGUAAUUCUAAAUAUGUUGAGCUGGUUUGUUUGUUUCCCGCAUGGAAAGUUUGUGGGAACCAUUGUACAGAUAAUUUGUUUAUUUAUUCUGCCAGUAAGAAAUCUCCAUUUCUUUGAA